AUGCUAGACCGGAGAGAGAAUGUCGAGCCAUGUCAUACCAAUACCUGCCAAUGGAUUUUGGACUUGGAAAAGUACCAGUCCUGGAGGAGCGAAUCCCGUGGUCUACUAUGGAUUAAGGGAAAACCGGGUGCCGGCAAAUCGACAUUGAUGUUAUUCCUACACGGCAAACUCAGGAGUUUACAGAACGGCAACCAUGGCAUCCAGCUCGACUUUUUCUUUACUGCGCGGGGUACAGAGAUGCAACGUACACCACUAGGCAUGCUUCGCUCUUUGCUGAACCAAAUAUUUGAACGCGAUGCGACUGUACGCCCCCAGGUGCGUGAGGCCUAUGAACAACGAUGUAGGCUGUUUGGGAACGGUGAAGGCAAGUGGGAAUGGUCACAAGGGGUGCUAGAAGAGUUACUGGCAGGUGUCAUCCUAGCAUCCGCUAGUCGACAGCAUGUGACGGUUUUUGUCGAUGCUUUGGAUGAGACCGGAGCUGAGUCCGCUCAACAACUCGCAGCGUAUUUCCAUCGACUUAUUGAUCGAGCAGCAAAAGGGAGCGUUGCGAUUCGAAUCUGCAUUUCAUGUCGACACUAUCCCAUCAUAGGAAGUGCCCAGGCUAUGGAGAUACAUGUCGAACGGCAUAAUCACAAAGACAUCGCUACAUAUAUCAAUGAUAUACUUGCCGAGACAGAGAGCGAAGAUUACCCUAGCAAAGAUAUGAGACAGAUGCUGAUGGAACAACUGAUUCGCCAAGCCAAUGGUGUGUUCCAAUGGGCUCGUCUUAUAAUGCCUCUUGCCCGACAGAGGAUUUUUGAAGGGGAAUCGUUCGAUGACAUCUGUUGCUGGUUACACAAGGUCCCGGCCGGCCUAGAAGAUGUGUAUAUGUACAUUCUAAACAACGUGAUAGAAGUGCAGAACUUGGAGCAAUCGUUCCUGCUGUUUCAAUGGGUGUGUCUGGCUGAGCGACCACUAACUGUGAUUGAAUUGCGGUACGCCUUGGUAGGUAAGAAUGCCCAAAUUACGCGUGCCCCAAAGACCUGGGAGAAGAUGUAUGGUUUUGUUGAAAGCGACCAACGCAUGAAGCAAAGGAUCAAGGCCCAUUCUGGUGGAUUAGCGGAAGUUAUCUCAAGGGGGGCUUCAAACGAAACUGUCCAGGUGGUACACCAGUCAGUCAAUGAUUUCUUACGCUCGAAAGGGUUAGCUGCUUUGAGUGAUAGUAUCGGCGCCAGCAGUCCAGUCUUAGAAGGAGAAAAGAUCCUCCUCCAAUGCCAGGCAAAUCUCUACCGAUCCUGCCUUGUUUAUCUGACCUUACUCGGUGUACGUGGAGAUAUUUCGAGUGAUUCCCAGGUGACGAAAAAGGACCUUAUCCGGAACCACCCACUAGUUGCUUACGCCACUACCAACCUGUUUAUUCAUGCGGAAAAAGCUGCUCACUCUCGUGUGCUCAUUAUCCCGAACGAACAAGAUAUCAUACAGCAAAUGAUUAGUCAAUGGGUCCAGAUUUACCAGAUUCUCGACCCUUAUAACCCAGUGUGCCCACCGAGAGGUACUUCAAUAAUUCAUGUGACGGCAGCUGCGAAUCUCGUUGAUAUCCUGGAGCGUGUGUCUUUGAACAGCGAGGACGUGGCAAGGAAAGACGGACAUGGAAAUACCGCUCUCCAUUUAGCAGCGCGACACGGUCAUAUAACAGGGGGAAGAAUUUUGCGCGAGAAAGCUGCGGAUUGUGAGGUAACAAAUAGAGAAGGAAGAACACCAUUGGCUGAGGCGGCUAGCUUUGGGCAUACAGGAUUUGUUGAAUGGCUCAUACUCGAGGGUGUGAAGCUUGAAGCAACAACUGGUGGAGACCAGAGUGCUCUACAAGCGGCUUCAUUGGGAGGACAUCAGAAUGUUGUUGAAAUAUUGCUUGGAGCUGGAGCAGCGGUGAAUACAAAGGGUGGUAGAUAUGGCAAUGCCCUACAGGCUGCAGCAUUCGGGAAAAGCAGUGAGAUCGUGCAGAUGCUCCUCGACGCUGGCGCCGAUGUCAAGGCUCAAGGUGGUGAAUACGGCAAUGCCCUACAGGCUGCUGCAUACAGGAAAAGCAGUGAGAUUGUGCAGAUGCUCCUCGACGCUGGCGCCGAUGUCAACGCUCAAGGUGGUAGAUACGACAAUGCCCUACACGCUGCUGUAUACAGCAAAAGCAGUGAGAUCGUGCAGAUGCUCCUCGACGCUGGCGCCGAUGUCAAGGCUCAAGGUGAUGGAUACGGCAAUGCCCUACAGGCUGCUGCAUACGGGGAAAGCAGUGAGAUCGUGCAGAUGCUCCUCGACGCUGGCGCCGAUGUCAACGCUCAAGGUGGUGAAUACGGUAAUGCCCUACACGCUGCUGUAUACAAGAAAAGCAGUGAGAUCGUGCAGAUGCUCCUCGACGCUGGCGCCGAUGUCAAGGCUCAAGGUGGUAGAUACGACAAUGCCCUACAGGCUGCUGCUGCAUUCGGGAAAAGCAGUGAGAUCGUGCAGAUGCUCCUCGACGCUGGCGCCGAUGUCAACGCUCAAGGUGAUGGAUACGGCAAUGCCCUACAGGCUGCUGCAUACGGGGAAAGCAGUGAGAUCGUGCAGAUGCUCCUCGACGCUGGCGCCGAUGUCAAGGCUCAAGGUGGUAGAUACGACAAUGCCCUACAGGCUGCUGCUGCAUUCGGGAAAAGCAGUGAGAUCGUGCAGAUGCUCCUCGACGCUGGCGCCGAUGUCAACGCUCAAGGUGAUGGAUACGGCAAUGCCCUACAGGCUGCUGCAUACGGGGAAAGCAGUGAGAUCGUGCAGAUGCUCCUCGACGCUGGCGCCGAUGUCAACGCUCAAGGUGGUAGAUACGACAAUGCCCUACACGCUGCUGUAUACAGGGAAAGCAGUGAGAUCGUGCAGAUGCUCCUCGACGCUGGCGCCGAUGUCAACGCUCAAGGUGGCGAAUACGGUAAUGCCCUACACGCUGCUGCAUACGGGGAAAGCAGUGAGAUCGUGCAGAUGCUCCUCGACGCUGGCGCCGAUGUCAACGCUCAAGGUGGCGAAUACGGUAAUGCCCUACAGGCUGCUGCAUACGGGGAAAGCAGUGAGAUCGUGCAGAUACUCCUCGACGCUGGCGCCGAUGUCAACGCUCAGGGUGGUGAAUACGGCAAUGCCCUACAGGCUGCUGCAUACAGGGAAAGCAGUGAGAUUGUGCAGAUGCUCCUCGACGCUGGCGCCGAUGUCAACGCUCAAGGUGGCGAAUACGGCAAUGCCCUACAGGCUGCUGCAUACAGGAAAAGCAGUGAGAUUGUGCAGAUGCUCCUCGACGCUGGCGCCGAUGUCAACGCUCAAGGUGGUCAUUUUAGCAAUGCCCUACAUGCUGCUGCAUACAGGGAAAGCAGUGAGAUUGUGCAGAUGCUCCUCGACGCUGGCGCCGAUGUCAACGCUCAGGGUGGUGAAUACGGCAAUGCCCUACAGGCUGCUGCAUACGGGGAAAGCAGUGAGAUUGUGCAGAUGCUCCUCGACGCUGGCGCCGAUGUCAACGCUCAGGGUGGUGAAUACGGCAAUGCCCUACAGGCUGCUGCAUACAGGAAAAGCAGUGAGAUUGUGCAGGUGCUCCUCGACGCUGGCGCCGAUGUCAACGCUCAAGGUGGUGAAUACGGCAAUGCCCUACAAGCCGCUGCAGCAUUCGGGAAAAGCAGUGAGAUUGUGCAGGUGCUCCUCGACGCUGGCGCCGAUGUCAAGGCUCAAGGUGGUGAAUACGGCAAUGCCCUACAAGCCGCUGCAGCAUUCGGGAAAAGCAGUGAGAUUGUGCAGGUGCUCCUCGACGCUGGCGCCGAUGUCAACGCUCAAGGUGGCGAAUACGGCAAUGCCCUACAGGCUGCUGCAUACAGGAAAAGCAGUGAGAUUGUGCAGGUGCUCCUCGACGCUGGCGCCGAUGUCAACGCUCAAGGUGGCGAAUACGGCAAUGCCCUACAGGCUGCUGCAUACAGGAAAAGCAGUGAGAUUGUGCAGGUGCUCCUCGACGCUGGCGCCGAUGUCAAUGCUCAGGGUGGUAGAUAUGGAUCAUCCCUCUUGGCAGCUGUUUAUCAAGGCCAUGCUGAUCAAGUUCAGAUGCUUCUUCACGCUGGCGCAAAUGCGUUGCUUGCAGAUGAACUCGACCAGACUCCUCUUCAUAUUGCCGCCUCGAAAAAUAGGCUUAACCUUCUCCAUCGGUUCCCGGAGCUCCUCUCGCCUAUUAAUACCCGGGACAAGCUUUCACGAACCCCCAUUCAUCUGGCUAUUUGUCUCGGUCAUAUCGACCUUGCCAUAAAUCUCCUCCACUUUGGUGCCAAUCCUUCUCUCCCAGAUGGUUAUGGUAGAAAUGCCCUAGAUUGGGUAGUUGGAAAUGAAAGUCUGGUGCACCAAAUCCAAAACCACUACCCUUCAAUUGUUGUAACGCCUGAUAAUACGCAAGAGCUUGCUGUUCGUCAAUCAAUCCUUCAAAUCUCAGAUACGCUUCUUCGGUCUCAGCUGCACCUCCCAUGGCCACUUUUGCAGCAACUCGGUCGCUAUCUAUUGUUUGUCAACGAAGUAGACAAUGCCCGAUGUCUGUUUCAGCUGCAUUUAUCUCAGGAGACUUACAUUGGCACCCCCAUAUAUAAGUCUACGUGUGACAUUUGUACACAGUUUAUUAGCGGCUCUCGCUUUGUGUGCAGAAUCUGCGCCCAUAUGGAUCUGUGCUCGUCCUGCGUGCAGAAGUACCCCUUCCACAGUCGAUUACACCCAACUCAAGAGCACAAGACUCUUGAAGUGCCACAUGUCCUUGAUCGGGAGUCUCUGCUCACUACGUCAGCAUCAGAGAAGUUGACAAGACUCGUUGAUAAGCUUACUGCGCCAAAUUCCCAUGGAAGUGGGAAGGGGCCAUCAGGUUAUUCCGUGCCUUAUCUGCCAUCCGUCACGGCACCCAAAAUGACAGCUAUGAUUUCAAUGGCUCUUCAAGGCCCAAUCUCAAUAUUCGGUCUUCUUUCGUUUGCUCUUAUAGCAGUUUCGUUUAGAUACUGGUAUACCUUGAUCUGA
This is a messenger RNA of Penicillium robsamsonii, 5016 nucleotides long. RefSeq lists its product as uncharacterized. The record is from RefSeq and is a predicted model, not a curated record. NCBI's taxonomy places the organism in Eukaryota, Fungi, Ascomycota, Eurotiomycetes, Eurotiales, Aspergillaceae. The transcript has a single exon. Bases 1 to 5016 code for a protein of 1671 amino acids. Gene Ontology annotation, molecular function: protein binding; zinc ion binding.